UUGUGUUUGAGAGAGUAUCCGACGAUCGAAAAUGCGAAGGUGACCUUCGAGGGAUGGAACGGAAAGUACCCUGCCCCAGCACGGGGGAUUGUCAAUUUCCGCUGCGAACAUCCAAAAGGAUUCUCGGAUGGAGCUCUUCUUCACACGGCUGAAUGCGCCCCUUUGAAUCCGGAUUCUUGGUGCAUCUCUUUCCGGGAGGAUGCAGUUCUAUUUGUACUCACCUUGCCGCUUCGAGGGAAAUUAGAACACAGUGAGAAAGUGCAUAUAUAUCCAGAAUGUCUUCUGACGAAAAGAGGCAAGGAAUAUGUUGGAAAAGUGAGUGUGACGAAAUCAGGACGGAAAUGUCUCAAAUGGAGAGACUAUCCCGGUGGAACGUCGGAUGACUACCCAGGCGGUCCACAUCUAAACUUCACGACCUCUGACCCCUCUGGAACACCAAUCAUCAACCUCGGUGACGAGAGCUACUUCCUUAAUCGGGACACCUGGUCUCACCACAACUACUGCCGAAAUCCAUACUUUGGGAAGAGACCUUGGUGCAACGUUUCCGGCCCUAACAUCACAUGGGAAUACUGUAACAUCCCAAUGUGCACUGACGCAGUCCCACCGGAGUGCAAGUUGACUCAACAAGGCGGGGAAUACAUGGGAAGAAAGAAUGUGACGAUCCGAGGAGAUCCAUGCCUGCCUUGGAGAGAAAUCAAAUACGCUCAAUAUUCCCAAUCGGCAUACCCGGAUCCAUAUGACGUCGACGUGCAUCACAAUUUCUGCAGAAAUCCGCAGACGAUGAAGGGCAACACACAAUACUACAUGAGUGUGAACAUUGCUCCUUGGUGCUACUACGAUGAUGGAGGCAGUAUAAAUCCACCAGAAUGCAAAAUGACCUGGCAUGGAGCGGAGUACGUGGGGAAGCUGAACGUGACGAUAUGGGGGGUUCCCUGUCUACCUUGGCUCACGCUCAUAGAUGAGGAUUGGGAACUCAUAUUACACGAUGAAUUGGAUGGAGGGCACGCGUUUUGUCGUAACGAUGACUUCUACGGAGGUGGUCCGGGAUGUUAUAUCUACCCCGAAGGCACUGUGCGUUCAUGGCGACAUUGCGACGUUCCAUUCUGUCCCACCGUCAAGGGGAAAAUUGCGACGUUCGAGUUGGAGGAAAUUGUGUCAGUGACCCCACUAGAAUGUAUAACAGACGCGAAAGGGGAGUCAUACAUAGGCACGAAAAAUGUGACCAGAAAAGGAUACAAGUGCUUGCCGUGGAUUGCUGGUCGGAUGAACAAAGAGGUGGAUGCGUACUCGGACUAUGAGGAAAAUGCAGCUGAAACUCUCAAAAGAAUCUUCAUGAGGUUAUCGGACGACUUGUACCCAACCCACAACUUCUGUCGGAACUGGAACAAUGACGAUGAAGGUCCUUGGUGUUAUAAGAGUGAUGAGAUUGCGAGAAGGGCAAACGUA
This is a messenger RNA of Darwinula stevensoni, 1446 nucleotides long. NCBI's taxonomy places the organism in Eukaryota, Metazoa, Arthropoda, Ostracoda, Podocopida, Darwinulidae. The record is from the annotation of a GenBank genome assembly.